CGUAUCUAAUCGACGGCCAAGUGGAGUGGGGCCUGCCUUUGAUCACGCCGACCGAUAGCAACCCUGAAAUCUUCGCUGUUUCUUUGCGAUUCUGUUGCAAGCAGACCAUAGCGACCAUGUCCGCCGACGACCUGCUGGAUGUGCUUGCGGACUACACCAAAGACGUGCGGACUCUGACCGGCUCCAUCUGGGAUGCCAGCGACCGGCACUUUGCCAGCGUCGCCGGCUACGUGAAGCGACACGUCCCUGAGCAGUGGCUGCCCGAGUAUGCGCGACCACCGCCACCGUCGCCGCCGCCUCCGCCACACGGCGUGACCGGUGCCUACAUGGAACGACUGCAGGACUGGGUGUCGCGCAACCGUGCACUCACGGCGGCGAUUGUCGCGUUCUGUGGCACAGGAAGCUACAUGUUGUGGAGGCAGAACAGAUCUCACAACCGCAAGAGAAGAGCGCGGCGCGCAAGCAACGGCGCCCGGCGUGAGGUUGUGGUGAUUGCUGGACCGCCAAACUCGCCCAUCACGCGGUCGCUGUCGACGGAUCUCGAGCGCCGCGGGUUCAUCGUCUACAUUGUGUGCUCGAGCAUCGACGAGGAGCAGCAGGUCUUGGGUGAAUGCCGCGCAGAUGUCAAGCCGCUGCAUCUGGACAUUGCAGACACCAUGGGCACGCGCGAUGCCAUGGAGCGCUUCAACGCCAUGCUCACGCGGCCGCACGUCGCCUUCCAGGGCGCAAGUCCGCACAAUCUCAAUCUCCGCGGCGUCGUCUUGGUGCCGGAUCUGAUCUUCCCCUCGGGGCCCAUAGAGACCAUCCACCCCGAGCUGUGGUCGGAUGCCCUAAAUGCCAAAGUACUGAACACGAUAGCGGUGACCCAGGCGCUACUGCCGACCAUCUGUCAAUUCAAAUCCAGGGUACUCAUGCUUACCCCGAGCAUUGUUGCGUCAUUACGGCCGCCGUUCCACGGAGUCGAGACUACGGUGGUGUCUGCGCUCGAGGGGUUCCUUGCGACGUUGAGAGGGGAGCUCGGGACUCUGGGCAUCCACGCGAUCCAAUUUCACCUCGGGACAUUCGAUUACUCGAACGUUGGCCCGAAACACCACCUCCAAACGAAAACAGCUCCAAGCCCGCUUGGCUGGCCUGCAGGAACGCGCGAGAUGUAUGCUAGUAACUUCACGAACCAAGCACGGAUAGGGCAGAGUCGGGGGUUGUUCAGCCAAAACAGCCCAGGCACCUCCUUGCGCGAACUGCACAACGCAGUCUUCGACGCCGUGACGCAGAAACGUCCACGCAAGGUCUGGCGCGUGGGCCGAGGCAGCGUGACCUACGGCCUCGUGGGGUCCUGGCUCCCCAACUCGCUAGUAGGCUGGAUGAUGGGCCUAAGACGGGUGUCGCUCGACACAGCAUCGACGCCGAAGUUGGAGGACAGCGUGCAGUCGUGGGAGAGGGUCGAGGCUGUUGCUUGAGGCAGACGUGGCGCUAACAAGCGCUCGAAGCAGGCCAUGUUAAUCUUGGCUGCUACCCGGCAACCGACAGAAUGCAGAUCAGUGUGAAGAAGUCUGGAGCAUGACGCGGAUGCGUGCGACUCGUGAUUGGUCACGUUACAUGAGCAUCGCAGAGCUUAUUUUGGCGUCCCGCAGGCGAUUAGGAAAGGUGGUGGAGGAAUACGAAGUUUAUUGAUUCGGUGAGCUAGCAGCAAAAGCAUAUGGGCAGCCAGCCAGUGUGGUUGCUGGCGGCGACACUCAAUGAAAAAUUCUCAGCUCUUGCGCGCUCGCUGCAGGAACAGUCGUUCGUGAGUUUGAUGAGGUGCAGCUGUCGCAAACGCAAUGGGCCCCGCUCUGUCUCCACAGCCGCAGAGCGCCAAUGAAG
Molecule: messenger RNA, 1860 nt
Organism: Boeremia exigua
Lineage: Eukaryota; Fungi; Ascomycota; Dothideomycetes; Pleosporales; Didymellaceae
Exons: 2
Coding region: 117-1457 (446 amino acids)
Source: RefSeq, a predicted model, not a curated record